AUGGUCUCUGGUAUUUUGUUGAAUCUUUACGAGUGGUUGAAGUCGCACACUUGGGUUGUAUGGUAUAAGAUGACACGAGAUGACCCCACGGGGAACCGUCCACUGACAACUGGCAAGGCCAGCAAAAAGUCAACUUUCGAAGUCGUGUGGUCAUCGGGUGAAAUCCACCAUAAUCCAAAUCGAUGGCACGGAUACGCCAAAGCCUCUGCAGAAGACAUCCCUUUCGGUCGUCAGAUUAGCCAGAGCGAUGCAGAGCACCCAGAAGAGAUCGCACAUGCACCCAAACCAACCAUGCCCACCGCAAUCAUUUUGCGAGAAGAUUACCUCUACUUCUGGACCUACACUGCCUUCUUCCAGCUCUCUAGAACAAGCCGCAGCAGCCCGUCCUUUGCCUCCAAGCUCGAGGCAGGCCUCCACCGCUUCGGCCUACUCGAUGCCCACGGCGACUGGUGCGGCACCGUGAUCCUCGAAGAUACAUGGUUCGCCCGCGUGGGCGACGUCGUCGAGCUCGCAGCCAUCUCGGACGCCCGGGACUUUUCAAUGGAGGAGCUGGAUAGCUGGAACUACUAUGUGCCCGAGGACCGCGAGGUGUCCGAGUGGCAUCUGUACUACGCGUUCGUCAUCACCUGGAACAAGGAUCGUAGUGUUGCUGAAAGGGCUGGGCUGGCGAAGGUUUAUCAGCGGGCCUUCGACGUGGCUUCUUUUCACCCGGGAAAGGCGUGGAAGGAGAUCACUCUCGGAUAG
This is a messenger RNA of Colletotrichum paranaense, 744 nucleotides long. RefSeq lists its product as uncharacterized. Lineage: Eukaryota; Fungi; Ascomycota; Sordariomycetes; Glomerellales; Glomerellaceae. The coding region runs from base 1 to 744 and encodes 247 amino acids. The transcript has a single exon. The record is from RefSeq and is a predicted model, not a curated record.